Molecule: messenger RNA, 1411 nt
Organism: Silurus meridionalis
Lineage: Eukaryota; Metazoa; Chordata; Actinopteri; Siluriformes; Siluridae
Product: gap junction delta-3 protein-like
Exons: 1
Coding region: 317-1183 (288 amino acids)
Biological process (GO): cell communication
Cellular component (GO): connexin complex
Source: RefSeq, a predicted model, not a curated record
GCGGCCAAGCAGCUAUAUCCAGUCCUACUGCUGGAACUUUCAUGGAAGUACCCACAGAUCGGAAUACUCUUUUGUUGAGACCAGUAAAAGCCAUCCCAAACAGGACUCCCCUUUUUUAUCAAGUGCUUAUCUUUUGGGGUGUUUAUUAUUUUCUUUGGAAGAUCAAUUCUGAUAACUUCUUACACCUCUGGAAUGCUUAACAGGAUUGCAUGGAUCCAUUCUCUCAUCAUUUGAUAUGCAGAGCUCUUGAUUGAUCUUGAAGCUUAUAAACGAUACCCAAGAUUAGAAAAAUCCAGUGCGUUUCCACCCUAAAACCAUGACUGACUGGGGUUUUCUCAGCCAACUCUUCGGGUCCUUGCAGGCGCACUCGCCCAUGCUGGGUCGUGUCUGGCUGCUCCUCAUGCUGGUCUUCAGAAUGCUGAUCCUCGGUACAGUGGCCAGUGACAUGUUUGAUGAUGAGCAAGAGGAGUUUACGUGCAACACCUUGCAGCCAGGAUGCAAGCAAGUCUGCUUCGACAAUGCCUUCCCCAUCUCCCAAUAUCGCUUCUGGGUCUUCCACAUUGUGCUCAUCUCCACUCCUGCUCUAGUGUUCUUCAUGUACGCCAUGCAUCACCACAAAAAGCGCCAGGACCUCCUGCAAGACUCCACGAUCAACAUUCUGGAAGCAAAGCAGGACCUCCAUCUCAAGCGUCUCUACCUAGUCAACGUGGCCUUCCGGAUGAUAUCCGAAGUGGGUUUCCUGAUCGGACAGUGGACGCUGUAUGGCUUUCAUGUCAAGGCUCAGUUCCCCUGCAGUCGCUUUCCUUGUCCCCACACUGUGGACUGUUUCACUUCCAGACCCAUGGAGAAGACAGUCUUCCUGCUCUUCUAUUUUGUCAUCGGAAUUCUUUCGGUCAUAUCCAGCCUGGCUGAGAUUAUUCAUGUCAUCUUCAAGUGGUUCAUGAAGAGCAGCAACGGGUUAAACUCCUUGUUUAGGGAUGAGCUUGAACUUCAGGAAGAGCCCAGGAACAAGCAUCUCACACCGAAUGAGAGGAACCAAGCAAAGCCGGACAGAACCAGGAAGCUAUACGGUUCCAUGGAAAGACCAGGACUGGUAGACCAAGAACCAACAGUGAGUCAAAGAAAUUUAGUAUCCGAUGCAAAAGCCUUGAAGAAAUCCAUGAUCAGAAGAAUGCUGAACUGAUAGUCUGAGGACCAGCAGGUUAAAAAAAAAAAAAAAACCAAGCCCAAAUGCACUGAAUGUAAGCAUGACGUUUAUAAUAAUUAUAUAGUCCCUGGAUUCUUUCUGUAGGAAAUGUUUAAUUUAUUUAUCAUCUAUGGAAAGAGACUCUUUCAAGUAUCAAAGUUUUUAAUAGUCAGAUGUAAUCUCUUCUGAAACACAAGCCUUUAAGGCCUUAUUUUAAAUUAGGCU